AUGGAUAUGUCUGUCUCCCCCGUUCACUAUCCUCACGCUCGGACAACCUUCAACCUCACCGGGAAACAAAAUUACGGCAUCAGCCGCACGUCCGUAAAUUCCAUCAUUCUCGCCUCGGACUCGUCAAAUGAUUUUGUUCAGAAACCCACCAGCUCCACCGGCGGCCUCCGCCGCCCAACCACUCACAAGUCUCUAAAAACCCCUUCUUCCCGCUCCUCUAAACUCUCAGACAAUCCCCUCAAGAAACUCGUUGAUUCCAAAAAUAGCCUCCCUGUCACCAGUUCAUCAUCCCAUGAUACUCUGAGUAAUAAGCUAUGGCUGUCCUGCAAACUCACGCCUCCGCCCCCAAUUCCACCGGGUACUCUAUUGGAAAAGUUUCACCAGAAAAAUGAUGUGGAAGAUGAGAUCUCGGAGGAAUCGGAUGAAAAUGAAAAAGAAGUGGAGUUCAGGGAGAAAGGCAAGAUAUUUGUGGGUAAUUUACCACUGUGGAUUAAGAAGCCUGAGGUGGUCGAAUUUUUCAGGCAGUUUGGGCCAAUAAAGAGCGUGGUUCUGAUUAAGGGCCAUGAUGAUGUCCAGAGGAAUAUGGGAUUUGGGUUUGUGAUAUACAAUGGGAAUACUGCUGAGGUGUCUGCUAUGAAAGCAGUUGAGUUUGAUGGAGUGGAAUUUCAUGGGAGACCUUUAACUGUGAAGUUGGAUAACGGCAAUAGAUUGAAGGGAAGACACGGUGAGAGGGCAAGGUGGUUGGAGGGUAAAGAUGAGGAGAGAGGAGAUUACAGGUCUAAUUGGCAUGAAGAAAGGGAAGGUUCACGGAAUGAGUUCAGAAAGAUUCUGGAAUCUCAACCGCAGAAUUGGCAGGCGGUCGUACGAGCUUUUGAAAGGAUUAACAAGCCUUCCAGAAGAGAGUUUGGCUUGAUGGUGAACUAUUAUGGAAGGAGAGGAGACGUACAUCGUGCACGUGAAACAUUUGAGAAGAUGCGGGCUCGGGGAAUAGAACCAACAUUACAUGUAUAUACAAACCUCAUUCAUGCUUAUACAGUGGCAAGAGACAUGGAAGAUGCACUGUCAUGUGUAAGGAAGAUGAGAGAUGAUGGAAUAGAAAUGAGUUUAGUCACAUACAACAUUCUUGUUGGGGGAUUUGCAAAAACUGGGAACGCUGAAGCUGCCGAGUAUUGGUUUACGGAAGCCAAAGAAAGACUUCAAGAUUUAAAUGGAAUCAUAUAUGGGAGCAUCAUCUAUGCAUAUUGUCAAGUGAGCAACAUGAACCGUGCUGAAGCAUUGGUGAGAGAGAUGGAAGAAGCUGGUAUUGAUGCUCCAAUUGACAUCUACCACAGCAUGAUGGAUGGUUAUACCAUGGUUCAAAAUGAAGAGAAAUGUCUAAUGGUUUUUGAUAGACUUCAGGAAUGUGGCUUUGCACCUUCGGUGGUUACUUAUGGAUGUCUCAUCAAUCUUUACACCAAGAUUGGAAAAGUGUACAAAGCUUUGGAAGUAAGUGACAUGAUGAGACAGGCAGGAGUUAAGCACAACUUGAAGACUUACUCAAUGUUGAUCAAUGGUUUUAUCAAUUUGAAAGAUUGGGCGAACGCCUUUUCUGUAUUUGAAGAUGUGAUCAAAGAUGGUCUUAAGCCUGAUGUCAUACUUUACAAUAACAUCAUUAGAGCCUUUUGUGGCAUGGGUAACACCGAACGUGCUAUUCGGAUGAUUGAUGAAAUGAAAAAGGGGAAGCAUAGACCAACUUCGAGAACAUUUAUGCCCAUAAUUCUUUAUUUUGCUAGAGCUGGAGAUAUGAGAAGAGCUCUUGAUAUUUUUGAUAUGAUGAGGAGAAGUGGAUGCAUUCCCACUGUGCAAACAUACAAUGCGUUAAUUCUAGGGCUUGUUGAAAAACGUCAGAUGGAAAAGGCUGAGGCUAUACUAGAUGAGAUGGUUGUUGCUGGCAUCAGUCCGAAUCAGCACUCAUACACGACCAUUAUGAAUGGUUAUGCGUCAUUGGGAGACACUGGGAAAGCUUUCGAAUACUUUUCUAAAUUUAAAAAGGAGGGCCUGGAGCUUGAUGUUUUUACUUAUGAGGCCUUACUCAAGGCUUGCUGUAAAUCUGGCAGAAUGCAAAGUGCAUUAGCAGUGACGAAAGAGAUGAAAGCUCAAAAUAUCCCGAGGAAUACUUUUAUCUACAACAUAUUAAUUGAUGGAUGGGCUCGUCGUGGUGAUGUUUGGGAGGCUGCAGAUCUGAUGCAGCAAAUGAGACAAGAAGGAGUACAACCAGACAUCCAUACAUACACUUCUUUCAUAAAUGCUUGUUGCAAAGCUGGAGACAUGAUGCGAGCAACAAAAAGCAUUGAGGAGAUGGAAGCGGUUGGGGUGAAGGCAAACUUGAAAACGUACACGACGCUCAUACACGGGUGGUCCCGUGCGUCCCUCCCUGAAAAGGCUCUGAAAUGUUUCGAGGAUAUGAAAGAAGGCGGGAUAGAGCCGGACAGGGCCGUAUUGGAAGCAAACGGCGUCGUUUUACUUAACAGGUAA
Messenger RNA from Striga hermonthica, 2514 nucleotides. The record is from the annotation of a GenBank genome assembly. Lineage: Eukaryota; Viridiplantae; Streptophyta; Magnoliopsida; Lamiales; Orobanchaceae.